AUGCCUUUACCUAAUAUAGUUAUACCUCAUUUUACACAUCGAACGACAUCUAAAACAUCUAAGACGAGCUCUGAAGUAUCUCAAGGUUCUAAAAAAUCUGCUGAAGCUGAUUAUAUGCGAGAAUUAACAAAAAUAAUUAAAAUCUGUCAAAGCAAUUCAACAAAACUGAACGAAUUAAUUCCUAUUGAUUCUGAAGAUACGCAAGCUGACACAUAUAUUUCUUUAAUAAUUAAAUCCGUUUUUACAGUUGACAAAGAACGUACACAAUUAAAUGGGAUUUGGGUUCAGUCAGUUCUCGAGAUAAUUUUUGAUGAAAAACAUCUUUCGUCGAUAAUUGACUCUGAUGUA
Messenger RNA from Funneliformis geosporum, 348 nucleotides. NCBI's taxonomy places the organism in Eukaryota, Fungi, Glomeromycota, Glomeromycetes, Glomerales, Glomeraceae. The record is from the annotation of a GenBank genome assembly.